Molecule: messenger RNA, 5807 nt
Organism: Spea bombifrons (plains spadefoot toad)
Lineage: Eukaryota; Metazoa; Chordata; Amphibia; Anura; Pelobatidae
Gene: THOC2
Product: THO complex subunit 2
Exons: 40
Coding region: 147-4898 (1583 amino acids)
Biological process (GO): mRNA processing; mRNA export from nucleus
Cellular component (GO): THO complex part of transcription export complex
Molecular function (GO): mRNA binding
Source: RefSeq, a predicted model, not a curated record
CGGCGUAACCCUGUCACCUAGCGGCUCUACUACUGAAUUAUUCGUAACAGCGGAACCCUUUCCCAGCAUCCCGUGCGCUUCUAGUUUUCCCCUUUGACCUCUGAUGAUGUGCUAAACAUCCGGGCUAUCGGUACUAUAGAGGGAAGAUGGCGGACGUGUUGCUACCUGCUGAUUGGAUAAAGAACUGGGAAAAAUCCGGAAAAAAUGACUUUGUGCAGUGUUGCCGCAAUCUCAGUGAAAAAGGCCAGGAAUGUGCCACGUUUAAAGAAAUUCAGCAGAUGCUCUAUGAACUGGCGUGCCACGUUGUAAAGGGAAGUCUAAAGCAGGACCAAGCGUCCGGAGUUCUCGCCGAUGUCAUAGACCUCCGAGAUGACAUGCCUUCAAUAUUAGCAGAUGUUUUCUCUAUUUUGGAUAUCGAAACCAGCGGCUUGGAAGAAAAAUGGAAACGAGACCAUUUUACACAAUUAGUGUUGUCAUGCUUGUAUCUAGUAUCCGACACAAUCCUGAAGGAGCGGCUGGACCCUGAAACACUGGAAUCAUUGGGUCUCAUCAAACAGUCUCAACAGUUCAAUCAGAAAUCUGUAAAAAUAAAGACCAAACUUUUUUAUAAACAGCAAAAAUUUAAUUUAUUACGAGAAGAGAAUGAAGGGUAUGCCAAGCUUAUCGCAGAGCUUGGGCAAGAUCUAUCAAGAGGCAUAACAAGUGACCUAAUCCUAGAAAACAUCAAAUCUUUAAUUGGAUGCUUCAACCUGGAUCCAAACAGAGUACUGGAUAUUAUCUUAGAGGUUUAUGAAUGUCGGCCGGAGCACGAUGAUUUUUUUGUACCGUUAUUAGAAUCUUACAUGUGUAUGUGCGAACAUCAAACACUGUGUCACAUCCUUGGAUUUAAAUUCAAGUUUUACCAGGAGCCUAAUGGAGAGACUCCUUCGUCCUUGUACAGAGUCGCAGCAGUUCUUUUACAGCAAAAUCUCAUUGAAUUGGAAGAUCUAUAUGUACAUCUUCUUCCAUCAGACAGCGUCAUCCUCGAGGAACACAAGAAAGAGGUUAUAGAAGCGAAGCAAAUUGUAAGGAAAUUAACGUUGGUUGUCCUGUCUUCUGAUAAAGCUGACGAGAAGGAAAAGGACAAAGAUAAAGAUGAAGAAAAAGUGGAGAAACCUCCUGACAAUCAGAAGCUCGGUUUAUUAGAAGCUCUCUUAAAGAUUGGAGACUGGCAACACGCACAAAACAUUAUGGAUCAAAUGCCCCCUUUCUACGGCACUUCGCACAAAUCAAUAGCAUUAGCUCUGUGUCGUCUCAUUCACAUAACUAUUGAUCCUCUUUAUCGAAGAGUCGGAGUUCCCAAAGGCGCCAAAGGAUCGCGGAUUGUUCCUAUGCGGAGUAAGAGAGCUCCAAGACCGGCUGAAUGUUUUGAAGACCUAAGAAAAGAUGUGUUCAGCAUGCUCUGCUUCCUUGGCCCCCACCUCUCCCAUGACCCCAUUCUGCUGGCAAAGAUUGUCCGCCUUGGCAAAGCGUUAAUGAAAGAGUUUCAGUCUGAUGCAAGUAGAGAUGACAAAGAACGUAUGGAGGUGCUCUUUAGUUGCCUACUUAGCAUUACAGACCAGGUUAUACUUCCUUCACUGACUUUAAUGGAUUGCAAUGCAUGCAUGUCUGAGGAAAUCUGGGGGAUGAUCAAAACCUUUCCGUAUCAGCACAGAUAUCAUUUGUAUGGCCUGUGGAAGAAUGAAACCUACAACAGUCAUCCUUUGCUAGUGAAAGUUAAGGCACAGACCAUUGAAAGAGCUAAAUACAUCAUGAAACGUUUAACAAAAGAAAACGUGAAGCCAUCAGGAAGGCAGAUAGGAAAACUAAGCCAUAGCAAUCCGACGAUCUUAUUUGACUAUAUUCUUUCCCAGAUACAAAAAUAUGACAACCUUAUAACACCGGUGGUGGACUCCCUGAAAUAUCUCACGUCCCUGAAUUAUGAUGUCUUGGCGUACUGUAUUAUAGAAGCUCUUGCUAAUCCAGAAAAGGAGAAAAUGAAGCACGAUGAUACAACCAUCUCCAGUUGGUUGCAAAGUUUAGCCAGCUUCUGCGGGGCGAUAUUCCGAAAAUAUCCCAUCGAACUGGCCGGUCUCCUGCAGUAUGUAGCCAAUCAGCUGAAAGCCGGUAAAAGCUUUGAUUUACUGAUUUUGAAAGAGGUGGUACAAAAGAUGGCUGGAAUCGAGAUUACCGAGGAAAUAACAAUGGAGCAGCUAGAAGCAAUGACUGGCGGAGAGCAGCUUAAGGCCGAGGGUGGGUACUUUGGACAGAUAAGAAACACAAAGAAAUCUUCUCAGAGAUUAAAAGAUGCCUUGCUGGACCACGACUUGGCUCUCCCGUUGUGUCUGUUAAUGGCACAGCAGAGAAAUGGUGUGAUUUUCCAGGAAGGAGGAGAGAAGCAUUUGAAGCUGGUGGGGAAGCUGUAUGACCAGUGUCAUGACACCCUUGUGCAGUUUGGAGGAUUUUUGGCAUCUAACUUGAGUACAGACGAUUACGUUAAGCGGGUUCCUUCUAUCGAUGUUCUGUGCAAUGAAUUUCAUACCCCCCACGACGCUGCGUUUUUCCUGUCCAGACCUAUGUAUGCGCAUCAUAUAUCAUCUAAAUCUGAUGAGCUCAAGAAGGCUGAAAAAGGAAGCAAGCAGCAACAUAAAGUCCACAAGUACAUCACAUCGUGUGAGCUUGUGAUGGCUCCGGUUCAUGAGGCCGUGGUGUCCUUGCACCCUCCCAAAGUGUGGGAUGACAUCAGUCCUCAGUUCUAUGCCACCUUCUGGUCCCUGACCAUGUAUGAUCUUGCUGUUCCAAGAUCCAGCUACAGCAGAGAGGUCAAUAAGUUGAGGCUCCAGAUGAAAGCCAUUGAUGACAACUUGGAAAUGCCUCCUAACAAAAAGAAAAAAGAAAAGGAGAGAUGCACUGCACUGCAAGAUAAGCUGCUGGAGGAGGAGAAGAAGCAAUCCGAGCAUGUGGAGAGGGUUCUACAUAGAAUGAAACUAGAAAAGGACAAUUGGCUUUUAGCACGGUCGACAAAAAAUGAGACAAUCACCAAAUUUUUACAGCUUUGUAUAUUUCCCCGCUGCAUAUUUUCAGCAAUUGAUGCUGUAUACUGCGCUCGAUUUGUAGAGCUUGUACAUCAACAGAAGACCCCCAAUUUUUCUACUUUGCUUUGUUAUGACCGAGUGUUCUCCGAUAUAAUUUACACGGUAGCCAGUUGUACGGAGAAUGAAGCCAGCCGGUACGGAAGAUUUCUCUGCUGUAUGCUGGAAACUGUUACAAAAUGGCAUAGUGAUCGUGCCACCUAUGAUAAGGAUUGUGGCAAUUAUCCAGGAUUUGUAACAAUAUUACGGGCAACUGGGUUCGAUGGUGGAAACAAAGCAGACCAACUGGAUUACGAGAAUUUCCGCCACGUGGUGCAUAAGUGGCACUACAAGCUAACAAAGGCCUCUGUUUAUUGUCUCGAAACCGGCGAAUAUACUCAUAUCAGGAAUAUUCUUAUCGUAUUAACCAAAAUCCUGCCGUGGUAUCCCAAGGUCCUGAAUUUGGGACAAGCCUUGGAGCGCAGAGUUCACAAAAUUCGCCAGGAAGAGAAGGACAAAAGACCCGAUCUAUAUGCAUUGGCCAUGGGCUACUCAGGACAGUUGAAAAGCAGGAAACCUUUCAUGGUACCUGAAAAUGAGUUUCACCAUAAAGAUCCACCUGCCAGGAGCACUGUUCCACCAACAGUACAAAACGGCCCGGGUACUGCAAGCCAAUCUGCGUCUGUCAUGGUGAACGCAGCCAGACCUGAAGAUGGCGCUACAGAUGAUGCCGAAAAACUAAAAGAAAAAUCUCAGAGUACUAUGAAAGUUGUUGGUAAAACUGCCAGCUCAACACCAAAGGUGACCACAAGUAAUGGCAGCAACCUUGCUAACAGCAAAAUCAUCAAAGAAAAAGACGAUAAAGAUAAAAUUGUGAAGGAAAAGGAGAAAGAUAAACGAGAGAAGACUCCAGUGGCACCCCAAGAUACCAAGGCACUUGGGAAGGACGGAAAAGAAAAGACGAAGGAAGAUCGGCCAAGCAAAGAUGAGAAACUACGUGACGCCAAGGAGAAAACGCCUAAAUCCGAUAAAGAGAAAGUCAAGAAAGAAGAUAAGUCUCAGAAGGAAGAAAAAUCCAAGGCUCUCAUGGUGAAUGCCGAGUCAAAACUGGUUCUAGAGAAGGAGCCCUCAAGAGAGAAAGAUUUAUUAAAGGAAGCUAAAUCUAAGGAAGGCUCUAAAGGUGGAGAUAAGACAGCCGUUGCUGGGUCCUUGAAGUCUCCUGUUCCCCGGUCUGAUAUAUCUGAACCUGAAAGGGAACAAAAACGACGCAAAAUUGAUACACAUGCUUCUCCUUCACAUUCCUCAGCAGUAAAGGACAACCUCAGUGAAUUUAAGGAAUCUUCAGCAAAGCACUACACAAACCACACUUCACCAACAAUAACCAAGAGCAAGGAGAAAGAGGUCGAGAAGAAAGACAUGGACAAAUCUAGAGAGAGGUCACGGGAAAGAGAGAAGAAAGAGGAAAAGGAAAGAAAAGAGAGGAAGCGGGAUCACUCAAACAAUGAACGGGAGGUGACUCAAGAGUCAAAACGACGCAAGGAAGAAAAUGGAACUAGUAUUUCCUCUAAACACAAUAAAAGUGAGAGUCCCUCUGAUUCCCCACACUCCAAUGAAAAAGAGAAAACUAAAUCAAAAUCAUCAAGUAAGGAGAAAGGAGAUCUCAUGAAAUCAGAGAAAAUGGAGAAAAGUUCCGGAAGCAAAAAGGAAUCCAGACACGACAAGGAAAAAUCUGAAAAGAAAGAAAAGCGUGACAGUGCAGGCGGAAAAGAGGAGAAAAAGCACCAUAAAUCAUCAGAUAAACACAGAUAAUGAACUGCAUUGGACUUGGGAUUUCUCGUGUAUAAACCCAUGGGAUCUUAAAAAUUGUCUUGAAUCGGAAGGUGACCAGCGAUGAUCAGAUGUGUAUUUACCACAAUAUUGAUUGCACAGAUAUCUGUCAAUGAAGAGGACCCAUAUGCAUCUUCUUAAAUUAUUCAUGUACUUGCAUUACUUCUUUUUUUUUUUUUUUGAUAAUUCCCCUUGUGCUCCAGUAAACAUUUAAGUCACACAUAAAUGUAUUUUAAAUUUUGUUGCUGGUUCUCUUACCCAUUUAUUUUCAGUACAUGGCUGAAAGUGUUUAACUAUUCCAUAAUUUUAAGCACAAUGUGCUGCAAGCAGGCAAUUGCCACCAUACAAAAGAAGUUACUUUUGUGUACAGACUUUUCUCUUUAGGUUGUCCAAAUACUGCCUGAAAUCUAGUAAUUUCUUUGUAAUUUGAAAUGCAUACUUUUUUAAUGUUGCAACCACAAAUAAACAAUUAUUCAACAUUUAUUUUGAACUUACCUCAUUUAAACUCUGCUUUUAUUUAUUACUUGCCUUGUAAGUAAGAAAUGUGAGAGCACUGUGUUCAUGCUAUUGAAUUGGUAUUGUUUGUAUAUUAUGUGUAGAACAUGAAAUAUCUGUUUUAAGGAACAAAUACAUCUGAAGAAGUCUUUUAUCUAAAGUCCCUAGCCACACAAGCUUUUUCUCAUAAUGUUUUUAAAUAAACCAAGGAAAGAUUAAAAUUUCCCCCUAGGUAAAUUAGAUUUCAGUUAUACAACUACAGGAGCUUUGUAACGCCGAACUUUAGUCUGAAAAGUUUCAAAGACUUUUUUUAAAGAAAUUUUUAUCUGCUGAAUUCUACCAGUGUAAGCUUGUUUUUUUUCUAAUAAAACAAUAGUUUUCUCAAUGGAUUGUAAA